ACUCAUCCCGAAAUCUCUGGAACCCGUCAAACACGCAGAUACAAACUACAUGCUUUCAAGCCACUGGAUUUCUCUUGUUACACUGGUGUGUGUUUGUGGCUAUAUUUAGCCCUUGUUUUUCUCUUGCUUACCCCAUCUCUAGUGUAACUGAGUCUAGAAAGGGUUAUAAAUAUUUCAGAGUGCACGGGUACCCCAAGCAACAAGGUAACCAGGGUUAGUUCAGAGACAUGGCUUGCGAGAAGCAAGUGGUACAGAGCAAAUGUCCAGGGUCUGAACACGUUGUAUUGGACAAGGCCCACACACACGACGAGAUCCAUGAAGAGGUCCAGGAGGAUAGUAAAGAUUUGGUGCCAGAUGUUGUUCUCCAAGUGGAGACGGAGAUGUUUUUUGUAAACCGUGAGCAACUGGCCCAACUGAGUCCUUACUUCCGAGCCCUGUUCUUUGGCGGAGGUCGAGAGAGCGGCAAGAGGCACGUUGAAAUCAAAGGUGUAAGUUUGGACCAUUUCCGCAGUCUUAUGGAGUACGCUCGGAACCUCAGAUUGCGUCUUGACAGGAAGAACGUCCUGGGAGUUCUCGAGACAGCAAACUUCCUUCAAUUAGAAAAAGCCAGACUGUUAUGCUGCAAGUUUCUGGAGAGAGAGCUACACCUGAGCAACUGUUUAGGCAUGAUGGCUUACUCAUGGCAGUUGGGUUGUCUGGAGCUUUAUGCUGCUGCACGAGAAGUGGUUCUCACCCACCUGCCGGAUAUAGUUUCCGAGGAAGAUUUUAUGCACCUCUCCAAAGAGACCAUCGCCGACCUUCUUGCUAGUGAUGACCUUUUCGUUCCACAAGAGGACCUGGCUUUCGAGGUUACGUUGCGUUGGUCAACCUAUGACCCUAGUCGUGAGGAUGAUUUCUUGGAGUUGGUAGGGUUGGUUAGACCGGAGAGUUUGAGUCUGCCGUACAUCACAAAUCUCCUGACCAGAAUGAAAAGUUCUGACCCUCGUGCCAAGCUCAUCUGCAAGCUAAACGCUCAUAUUCCCACCAGUUGGACCAUGGGCAGGUCAAUGCCCAGGACUCGGUCAAGAGAGAUGCUGUUCGUGCUUGGUGGACCGCAUGAGCAUGACCAGCAGUCUCUUUAUCAGUUUAAUCCACGCAGUGGAAGGUGGCAGACCUUACCAUCUUUACAGAGGAAGUGCCUCACACAGUACUCAGUAGCAGCAGUAGGUAACAAGCUGGUGGUGACUGGUGGCUACUUCCGAGAGGUUCUGUGGUACAGCGUGGACUGGGUUCGUAUUUACGAGUGUACCAACGAGCGUUGGGUAGAUGGUCCUACACUGCAGAAAUCCAGGCACAGCCACUGUUCAGCAGCACUUGAUUGCCAGGUAUUUGUGCUGGGGGGGAGCAUGGAUGAGGGUCUUGUCCCUGACGUUGAGAGACUAGUGCUGGGAGCAGAAUGCUGGGAAAGUGUAAGUCCCAUGAUUCGGGCAGUAGAAAGAGCAGCUGCGGUCACCAUGGGCUCCUGCAUCUACGUGGCCUGUGGUCUGGAUGAAAAUGGAGAAGUAUACAGUGGAAUUCAGAGGUACAAGACGGAGUCUGACCAGUGGGAUGUAGUCUCCUAUUCUCCAUUUCCACGUUAUGACCUUCUUGCCACUGAGCUCAAUGGUGCCAUCUAUCUCCUGGGAGGUAAAGCUCUGCGGCUGGAUGUUGAAACAGACGAGUGGACUAUUCUGGAAGAGGAAUUUCUCGACAGAAAGUUCUUCACUGGCUGUUCGACUGUGAACGGACAAAUCUACUUGAUAAGUGAAAGAAAGAUUAACAAAGUCUCAACAAACAUGGUGCUCUUGGACCUGUACACCGACACUUGUAUCGAAAUGGAUGAUGCAAUACCGUGUCCCGUCCCCAUCCGAGGCUGCGUAAUGGUUCGCAUGAUGGACAGAUGACAAACGACAAUACCAUGUUGUAUCCUUCCUCAGUGCCAUGUUACAGUUUUUAUUAUACAUCAUUGAUUUCGGAUGCAAUGUUAAGAAAACGUUGGUUUUGGUUUAAAACAAAUAAUAUAUCGAGUCGGAUCCUGUGAACAGCAAUUUAUUUGUUAACGUUAGUGGAAUAUACCUGGCGAUUGGACAACAUCCUGGUGUGGCAUUGCACCAUUACAGCUAUACAUUUCCCUCACAGACUUACCAGGAAAAACAAAUACCUCGUCUGGUAUCACUGAAAAAUAAAUGGCAACAAUGCACUAAAGAACAAGAUUAUUUUUACAGACAAUAAAAGACAGUUUUAAGAACAAAGGAAUAUGGAAGUCAAUUCCUUCAGAGAAUAAUGAUCAGGAUCAGCUCUAUUGUGUAUUCCCAUGAUUUGAGGUCAUUUAAGGAAAAAGCUGACCCCAGACCAGUGCUGCACUCUUUAAGACAUUUAAAAACUACAAGGUUUUGCAGACGGUGGCUCAUGGGCAGAAAGUUCACUAACAGCUGCAGUGCAAAUAACAUCAGCCAAGUUGGAUAAGUAAAUAAGCAGCUACAAUUUGAGGGGUAGAUUGUCUACUGGAUUGCCUUAUAGAAUCCACCUCCUCAUUAAUAGCCAUCAUGCAAAAUAUACAAAAAAACUCAGGGGUCUAUUACGUGACCUCUGGCAUACCAAUACUUUUUGGAAUAAAAAAGAUCUAGGUAGAGUGAUUUUAGAGCUAUUCAUUCACAUUGUUUGGUCAUAAAUUGCUAAAAAUGAAAACUGGAAUGGUCUUUUUUUUCUAGCCCUUGUUAUUUUUUUAAACAUUUAUCCAAACUAUACCUUUAAUCAAUCAGGGAAUCUGUGAGGGCAUCUAUUAAACUAUUCAUCAGCUACCGAACUUCAUAUAAAAGCUGGUGGGAUCUGGACUACAAAUCUGAACUAUUUUCCCCAGUCGUUUUCAAAGGCAACAUCUUAUAAUAUAUAAAGAAGCGAAAUCAGCAGUCCAAUCCUAAUGACCUGGCAAUGCUACAAUGUUAUUCUGUCCAGUAUUUUCAAUAUUAUGACCCGCUGUUUAAAAGCAAACGCUACUCUAAUAAUGUGGAUGAAAAAAAAAAACCGUUGGUUUCAUAAGGCAAUCUGAGCUGCAUGAACUGCAGAAAAAGCUGAUCGUGCACAAAUGUCACAAAUCAAAUGUUCGUGAAAGACAUUUUGCGGUCGAAGCAGGAAAUGUAGGGCAAAACUGCUAACGAUUUGAGCAACAUUAAAAAGGUAAGACUGAUGUCAUGUUGGGAGUCUGAUUGUAGUGCAAAGAAUAAAAUACAGGAAUCCAUUUGUUAGAACAAAAUCUACCCAUCUUCAUGCUAUGUCACCGAAUACUCCAUUGGGAAUUUGCAAUUAAACAAUACUACAGGGUUUUUUGAGCUAUGCCUAAAUUGUCGCAUUUUUGUUUGUUCUUUUUUUAUAAUAAUGCUAUUAUUCCUUGCUAGGAAUAAUGUAAUUCAUUCCAUACAAUUUGCUAAAUGACACACCUUCUUUCUACAGAGUUUUAAUGUCUGACUACUGAAAACGUGUCAUAUGUGCCAUGGAUGGAUGAGACCAUAAAUGAGUGCUAGUUUACUUUAGUCCUGAAUAAAAUCUGCGUCGUCCUAAAACCUGUGCUGUGUUGUUAAUCGGUUGUAAAGUUUAAUUCACGUUAUAAAUUCACACUAAAACAAUCGAACAGCUACCAUCCACUUCCAUGAGGGAUUUGAACC
This is a messenger RNA of Silurus meridionalis, 3680 nucleotides long. Its product is annotated as kelch-like protein 24. Bases 228 to 1922 code for a protein of 564 amino acids. Gene Ontology annotation, molecular function: protein binding. The transcript is spliced from 3 exons. Lineage: Eukaryota; Metazoa; Chordata; Actinopteri; Siluriformes; Siluridae. The record is from RefSeq and is a predicted model, not a curated record.